AUGGAUAAAGUCCCUGUUCGAGUUGAUGGAAGAUUUAGGCUGGGAGACAUUUUGGGAUAUGGCUCAUAUGCUGUCGUGUAUCGUGCAUGGAACAUCAUCCUUGAUGAUGCAGUUGCUGUUAAACUCGAAACUAUCAUGCACUCGUCUUCUGUGCAGCAUGAAUACAAGAUUUUGAAACACCUUGAAGGUGGUGUUGGUAUUCCCCGUGCCCUUUGGUUUGGCAGGGAAUCGACAUAUUACACUCUGGUUCUUGAGCUCCUUGGGCCCUCACUGCACAAUCUCUUUCUUGCCCACAAUGGAAAAUUCAGCCUUGAGACUGUCGCAAACCUAGGAGACCAGCUGCUCUCACAUCUCAAAUAUAUUCACUCGUAUGGUUAUGUUCACGGCAAUAUCAAACCACAGAACAUUGUCAUGGGUCUUGGCGAUCUCAAGCACACCGCAUUUAUCAUUGAUUUUGGUGUCGCAAAGGAAUUCUGGGAUACAUCGACCAGUGUCCAUAUACCCUUUUGCCAAGGUCGACGUCUCACUGGAACUCCUGCAUUCACUUCGAUUAAUAACCACUUGGGAUCACUCACAUACAUGUUGAUAUACUUCUUGCAGGGCUCCCUCCCAUGGUUGACCAGUGAUGAAGAGAAACUUUCUAGCUCUUCCAUACUUGAACGCAAAGUGAACACUACCAUUGAAGAUCUAUGUCGUGGAAUUCCUGUCGAGUUCGCCACAAUGCUCAUUUACACGUGCUCUCUCGCGUUCUCAGAGGAUCCCGACUACAGCCACCUUAGUUCAUUGCUUUCUGCACUUUCCACAUGCAUGCUGGACUUGGACCAGCCUGAUGCACAUAUCACACAUUCCGCACUAUCCUCCAAUGAACCCCGGGUAAUUGAGGCAGUACCUCCAUGCCCACCGCUUCGCAGAUCAAGUUGUGUGUGA
This is a messenger RNA of Suillus discolor, 927 nucleotides long. Its product is annotated as kinase-like domain-containing protein. Gene Ontology annotation, molecular function: protein serine/threonine kinase activity; ATP binding. The transcript has 5 exons. Gene Ontology annotation, cellular component: nucleus; cytoplasm. Lineage: Eukaryota; Fungi; Basidiomycota; Agaricomycetes; Boletales; Suillaceae. The record is from RefSeq and is a predicted model, not a curated record. The coding region runs from base 1 to 927 and encodes 308 amino acids. Gene Ontology annotation, biological process: peptidyl-serine phosphorylation; signal transduction; endocytosis.